Geodia barretti is the source of this 4626-nucleotide messenger RNA. NCBI's taxonomy places the organism in Eukaryota, Metazoa, Porifera, Demospongiae, Tetractinellida, Geodiidae. The record is from the annotation of a GenBank genome assembly.
GAGCCCUGGCUCUCAUUUUCGUAGAGAGUGCCGUGCUGCUCCUAUCCUGGCCACGUCUUGUGUGUUCUCCGGCUGUGUAGAGACGCAAGAUGCGCGCGUGUGCACUAGCGGCGGGGUACGUGGCUUUGGCUCUGCUGGCUUUCCGCGGAGCAACCGCAGUGACUACCUGCAGCAAUAGUGACUGUACCUGUGUGGCCUUCCAGCCUCUGUCCAGGAACCUAACCUGCAGUCAUGAGUGCUCACUUACUGAGAAUGUGACAGUCUACUGGAACCUAUACCGAUACGUAUCGGCCGACAAUGACAACAACAACUACAACAUCACCUUCUGGUUCGACGGCUCCGAGCCCCGUCACGACUCUCAGACAUCUGCCUCAGUCACCACCAUUGUCAGGCAGAUGAGAGCAACCCAAGGUGGACAACUGGUGAUAGACAAAGUCAACCUCCACAUUCACGAGGCUGGAUACUCAUGCUGGGCUCAGCUGAGUGACGGGACCCAGUGUGGCGCCACAGACUCCUUUCAGCUGUCGGUCGUCUCUCUCUUCACUGACAUAACUGAAAAGCCAAAGGUACUGGACACCAGUGGAAGCGCCAUCUACGGGUCUCCAGGAGUUCUCUGUAUCAGAGGAGUCACCCCAGGCCUCAACGAGGACAGCACCACCUGGGAGAAAGAUGACGUGGCCACCGAAAUUGCCAAGAACAUUUCUGACGAGUGUCCUGGGUGCAUCGAAUGUGAUCCCGUGAUGUUCCUGGCCCUCCCCUCAGUCCGGGAGCGCCUCCAGAACGAGUACUCCCACGCGGCAUUUGUCAUAUCCACCAGCCACGAGGUGGUGGGGGAAAGAGACUACAGCGAUUGUCUCACCAUCAGGAACCGCUAUGUCAGUUUCCUGGUGAUACGGGAGGUGAAAGAGGAGGAUGUUGGAGACUGGAGUCUGAGCGUCGUAUCUGCCUUCAACGCAGCCAAGACUGGAUUAUAUGACCUUGAAGUCUCCUACAAGCUGAUUGAGACAACGAUUGAGGAAUUGGAAAACCUGCGUCUCAUGUCUGGAGAGAAUGGCUACAGGGUCUGCAACGCCACCUACUCCAUCAGCUUUGAAGCCAGCCUCCACUGGAAGACCCAGCACACGGUGCUCUCCACCAACCACACCAUCGUGGGGGAGGGGGAGAGCCUGGCCUCUGACCUAGUGGUCCUCACUGCCCAGAAGAUCAGUGACCUCUGUAAGGAGUUUGGUCCCCGACUGGACGAGGAGAACGUGGCGUUCUCAGUGAACUAUGCCCCCGACCGGCUACUCCAGUUCAACAGUGGGGACUAUGACAGAGCCCUGGUCCAGAGACAGCUCCUGGUGCUGGUCAUGUGCAACGUGGGCCGCGAUCAGAUCGGCACCUACACCUGCAUCGCCCCCGCCAAUGGUAACACUGCUCGUCGAGAGCAGAGCAUGGACGUGACUGUGUUUGCGCGAGAGACGGUUGGGAGCACGCAGGUGAACCAGGGAGCCAUCAUCGCCAUGGCUGUAGUGGCCCUCGUCAUAAUCAUCAUCAUCUUCCUCCUCAUCUGCUUCGGGGUGAGGCGCUACCGGCAGCUCAAGUAUGAGGCCAUGCAGAUGCGGCCGAUGAGCAUCCCGCUGGCUGCGACGCAGCUCACCAAUGCCAUAAACCACGCCUUUGCCUCUUUCUCUCCCAUUGGUUCCCCCAUGUACGACAAGUUUGAGUUUCCGCGAGAGAACCUGAUGCAGUUGGAAGUUAUAGGGGAAGGGCAGUUUGGUCAGGUGUGGCGAGCCAAAGCCAUCGGGAUAUGCAGCGAGGACUCUCGAAACAUCGUAGCGGUGAAGACUCUAAAAGAUAACUAUAGAGAUGCUGACUACUUUGACCUGCGCUCAGAGCUGGACAUUAUGCGGAGCAUGGAGCCUCAUCCCAACAUCAUUAACCUCCUGGGAGUCUGCUCUGAAGUCGCCUCCAGUCCGCUGUGCAUCCUAAUGGAGUAUGCAGCGUACGGGAGCAUGAAGGACUACCUGGCCUACUGCAGACGAGUGACGCAGGCCCACGCAGAGGGUCUCACUAGUCCAACGCUCGAGGAGGCGUAUCCCUUGGCUGCAGCAUCCAACGGUGCCAUUCUCCGGCAGUCUAUGCUCAUGGGAGACUACCCCCAACUCCAACCACUCAGCAUGAGACCUGCCCUCGGAGGAGGAGGAGGAGGAGGGGAAGGGGGCCACUAUGAGGGUAACGACUACCUCUACGACCCGAUGGUGGCAGCCAGAACCCGUCGACUCCUCCAGAUGCUCAAAAUACAGGGGUAUUCCCCUGAGGAAGCCGGAGGGGAGGGACCCCCCACUGCAUACAAUCACCUGGCGGCCCCCAGCGGUGCCGAGGCGGCCGGAGUGAGUCUCUAUGACAAGUUGUAUCCCAACAGUCAGUGUGUGUAUCGACCGUGUCUGGAGGCCUACAACUACGCCUGCUAUCGUGGGGCCCAGACGAGGAGGGACAAUCACGAGCAGGAGUACUACAACGCCACGGCCGGCGGGAUCAUAGAAGAAGGCGAAGAGGAAGAAGAAGCACCGAAGGUUCCACGUGAAGGCGACAUCUCACCGUCCUCUACUACAACGGAAACGGUCCAGCUCAUCCGAGCCUCACCGGCCCCUCAGGUGACGAUCACCAACGGACCGUCAACCCGGCCACCUCCCUCCCUCUCCAUCUCGACACCGGUCCACUCCAAGACCAAGCUGGGACCAACCCUCAGCACACCCCAGGUCUCCUCCCCCGGUCAGGAUCAUCCCGGUGCCUGCGCCUCGCUCAGUGCCAGUCGAGACAACGUGUUUGAGAGUCCAAGUGGCUCAACCAACCUCGUCGCACCCUCCAAGGAGCACCUGAGGGAGUCCAUGAUAUCGUUCCCCGACGGGUACAUCUAUGCUCCGCCGCCCACCGAGGGCGAGUCCGAGGGAGGGCUCAUGAUUACAGGGGCCGGGGGAGCGGUGGGGGGAGUAGCGCCGGGACUGCGAGGAGAGGAGAUGGCAGAACUGAAGAAAGAGAAAGAGCCAGCCCCUCCAAUGGAGGAAAUGAUUACCGACCUGGACAUGAUUGACUUUGGGCUCCAGAUUGCACGUGGGAUGGACCACUGGAGAAGAUGCAAGGACUUGGCUGCUCGCAACGUCCUCAUUUCGGAGGAUUUUACGCUAAAGAUCGGAGACUUUGGUCUCGCCAGGGACCUCUCUGACAAAGACUACUAUCGCAAAGUCACCCCUGGGAGGUUGCCUGCUCGCUGGAUGGCCCCCGAAUCACUGGAAGAGAGAACUCACACCUUCCAGAGUGAUGUAUGGUCGUAUGGAGUGGUUCUGUGGGAGAUUCUGACCUACGGGGAGGUACCGUACCGGGGCCAGCCGGAGGCCAACGACUGCGACCACCUCGCCUACUACCUCCGCUGUGGCAACAGACUUGUCCUUCCUACAAACACCAGCGACGAAUUUCGGGAUCUGCUGACGUCCUGCUGGAUGUUAAACCCAGACAAACGGCCAUCAUUCAGCGAAGUCGUGAGCAUCCUCGACAACCAGCUGUCUGCAGCUCACGGUUACCUGACGAUGGCCUCUGCUCCAGUGGACCGCUUUUCGCUCCACGAACAGGCCGGCUCAGCCAACCCGUCUCCCCGCAUGCAAAAGAGGAAGGCAAUGCUACAGAAACUAGACAAGCUCCACGGAGCCGACCGCCCCGUAUCCCUCCAGCCCGGCGCCUUCUCCAAGGCCCAGCUGGCCAAGAGUCCUUCUCUCCCGAUAGUCGAACCGCUCAAAACGUCUCCCUCUCCAUCUGCCCCGCCCCCUCAAGUCUCCCCCUACAUCCUCCCGACACCGACCCCCGAGGUCCCUGCCAAUGGGAACCUCCUCUCCGUUUCACCCCUCGGGGCCUCUCCCUCUUCCCACCCCCACAAGAUGUACGGGUCCAACCCGGAGAUCUCUCUGUCGGGCCGCGAGACGACAGUAGCUGACAACAACCGCUCUGUUUCACCAGCAACAGGGGAUAAAGCUCCUCAGAACGGGAGUGUUCGUGCCAACGGUCACGCGGUGUCUGGAACCAUCUUGAAAAGCGUCGAGACUCAACUGUGACAUGUGCAGCAGUGGCACAGGUUUUUUUUUCAUUCCACAAUCAAUCAUCUCAAGUCUCAAGGCAUCUUAGUAAAAUGUAAAGAUACCAAUACGUACAGUAUUUUCCCAUCAUUUCCCCUUAAUUUCCUUAUGUAUACAGUGGUGUAUAUUUUUUAGACAUGUGUCUUGUGUUACCACGGUGAUGUUUGUUUGGCUCCCACACUUUUUCAUUGCUACAUGUGUAUGUCACCCUUCAUCAUGUUUUUUGCCCUCACAAAUUUUGCAGGACCAUAAAAAAAAUUGUAUUGAGCUGUAGGACCCAUUCUCGGUAAAAAUAAAUAGAUAUUAGUUUGCUUUUUAAUUAGGACAGUAAUGGUAAUUGGUAAUAAGAGAUCGGUUUGCCAUCGGCUUGUGUUCAUGUUUGCGGAUGGUCUGGGGGCUGGCGGUGAGGAAGCUGCAACUGUCUCCUGUAGGUGAGAACGGCGCGGGAGUCGAAGGCAGCCAGAGCCAGAGUGUCUCCGAGAGGGUCACAGAACCUCCCUCCACACAGCAGAUGGUCCCC